This is a messenger RNA of Scleropages formosus (Asian bonytongue), 1782 nucleotides long. RefSeq names its product protein arginine methyltransferase 3 (gene prmt3). The record is from RefSeq and is a predicted model, not a curated record. Gene Ontology annotation, cellular component: nucleus. Gene Ontology annotation, molecular function: histone methyltransferase activity; protein-arginine N-methyltransferase activity. Gene Ontology annotation, biological process: peptidyl-arginine methylation, to asymmetrical-dimethyl arginine; chromatin remodeling. The transcript is spliced from 15 exons. Lineage: Eukaryota; Metazoa; Chordata; Actinopteri; Osteoglossiformes; Osteoglossidae. The annotation marks the transcript as partial.
UCCUCCUCCUCCUGUCUGUUCUGUGACAAGUUACUCAAUUCUGUGCAAGACACAUUCUCACACUGUCAGAUGGACCAUAAUGUGGACAUCCCGGUUUUUGUAAAGAGACGCAAACUGGAUGACUAUGGCUAUAUAAAACUAAUAAACUACAUACGAUCUGUGAGAUGCAGCGGAGAAAGCCUCUUAGGUACACGUGAGGAUUCUCCUCCGUGGGACAGCGACGAGUACAUGAAGCCAGUUCUGCAAGAUGACCCACUGCUCCAGAUUGACGUCGAGGAGCUGUGUGAGAUGAAUGGCCUGGUGGCGGAUAUCUCCAGUGCGAUGGAGGUGGAUCCCGAGUGUCCCGCUGGCCUUCUCCACCGAGCCCAGCAGGCAGAGGAGAGGGCGGUUCGCGCAGAGGAGGCCUUGGCCAGGGCAAUGGAGGACCUGCACAAGCUCAAACUCUUGGCGCAGAGCUUGGUGAUGAGUACGGAGUCCGGCCCGGGCCCCUCGUCCGCAGGGGCCGUCGCCCGCCUGCAAGAGGGCGAGGACGAGGCCUACUUCAGCUCCUAUGGCCACUACGGGAUCCACGAGGAGAUGCUGAAGGACAGAGUGCGAACCGAGAGCUACAGGGACUUCAUGUACCUCAAUCCCGAGAUCUUCAGGGACAAGGUGGUGCUGGACGUAGGCUGCGGAACCGGGAUUCUGUCCAUGUUUGCUGCCAGGUCAGGGGCCAGGAAGGUGGUAGGAGUGGACCAGUCGGAGAUCAUCUAUCAGGCCAUGGACAUCAUCAGGUCUAACAACCUUGAAGACACAAUCACCCUGGUCAAAGGAAGAAUCGAAGAGGUGGACCUGCCUGUGGAAAAGGUGGACAUUAUCAUUUCAGAGUGGAUGGGUUACUUCCUCCUCUUUGAGUCCAUGCUGGACUCGGUGCUCUACGCUCGGGACCUGUACCUGGCCGAAGGAGGAUCAGUGUAUCCCGACCGGUGCGCCGUGAGCCUGGUGGCUGUGGGCGACAUCCAGAAGCACCGGGAGCGCGUCGCUUUCUGGGAUGACGUCUACGGCUUCAAGAUGGCUUGCAUGAAGAAGGCCGUGUUGCCGGAGGCCGCGGUGGAGGUCGCGAAGCCGGAGACGCUGAUCUCGGAGCCAGCCGUCAUCCGGACCAUCGAUUGCAACACGGUGUGCAUCUCAGAGUUGGAGUUUGCGGCUGACUUCUCCUUAAAGAUUUCCCAGAGCGCCCAGUGCACAGCUAUUGCUGGAUACUUUGACAUUUUCUUUGACAAGAACUGCGACAACAAGGUCAUGUUCUCCACGGGCCCACGGUGUACUAAAACCCACUGGAAACAGACUGUGUUCCUCUUGGAGAGUCCUAUUGCGGUGCAGUCAGGCGAGAACCUGCAAGGGCGAAUCUCUGUCCGCAAGAACAGAAAGGACCCGCGCGCACUGCUCAUCACCAUCAGCCUGGGAGAUCAGAAGCAGACCUACAGUCUCCAGUGAAGAUCCCCCCCCCCCAUUGAUAUUUCACGCAUGCCUUCUCCAUGUCAGUCAUUAAAGUGCAGUUUUACAGAAGCUCUGGCUUGACACACACUUCUGAGCACCUGCCUACUCUGCAGCUUCCUGUUCGCAGGUAAAUUCGGGAUGAAUUACAGUUAGCCACAUACCGUAGGCUUGUGUUCAGCCUUCACCCUCGGUGCUGAUACCCUGCAGUGCAGGUUUUUGUUACUACAGACUGAAAAUGAAUGGCUUACACACCCCCUCAUUGUGUAAUGUUCUUUCUUGGAAAUAAAUGAAUUCUCAACCCUU